This is a messenger RNA of Triticum dicoccoides, 766 nucleotides long. Its product is annotated as polyubiquitin-like. Gene Ontology annotation, biological process: translation. Gene Ontology annotation, molecular function: protein binding; structural constituent of ribosome. Gene Ontology annotation, cellular component: ribosome. The record is from RefSeq and is a predicted model, not a curated record. The coding region runs from base 30 to 701 and encodes 223 amino acids. The transcript has 6 exons. Lineage: Eukaryota; Viridiplantae; Streptophyta; Magnoliopsida; Poales; Poaceae.
AGAGCGAGAGCCAUCGAGGACACGGCAAGAUGCAGAUCUUCGUGAAGACGCUGACCGGGAAGACCAUCACGCUGGAGGUGGAGUCCUCGGACACCAUCGACAACGUCAAGGCCAAAAUCCAGGACAAGGAAGGUAUCCCGCCUGACCAGCAGCGCCUCAUCUUUGCAGGCAAGCAGCUAGAGGAUGGCCGCACUCUCGCCGACUACAACAUCCAAAAGGAGUCGACGCUUCACCUGGUGCUGCGCCUCCGAGGCGGCAGCAGAGACGGCAAGAUGCAGAUCUUCGUGAAGACGCUGAUCGGGAAGACCAUUACGCUGGAGGUGGAGUCCUCGGACACCAUCGACAACGUCAAGGCCAAGAUCCAGGACAAGGAAGGUAUCCCGCCGGACCAGCAGCGCCUCAUCUUCGCCGGGAAGCAGCUCGAGGAUGGCCGCACUUUGGCGGACUACAACAUCCAAAAGGAGUCGACGCUUCACCUGGUGCUGCGCCUCCGUGGCGGCAGCCGAGGUCAAUACCCCAAGAAUCUCGAGCCCAACCUCCGCAUCCUUGCUCAAAAGUACAAUGAGAACAAACUAGUCUGCCGCAGGUGCUAUGCACGCCUACCCCUUAGGGCGACCAACUGCCGCAAGAAGAAGUGUGGCCAUAACAAUCAGAUAAGGGAAAAGAAGAGGUUUAUGUCCAAGUUUGGGAGCGAUUCUUGAACAUUGGAAGUGAUGCUGAAGCAACCAUAUACAGUCAUAUAUAAUGGAGUUUAAGUUCUGUCCUA